AUUGUUUGAUGUUAAAGACAAAGAGACCAAUGGAUUCAGGACCCCUUAUUAAUUAUUUUUAACCUAUUAAUGACUAUUCAUGAUUCUCACAAUAAAACUGACCCUAUAGUUUUAUUGUCUGCAUUUGAACGAAUGCUAUGGUUAAAUAUGCAUAAAAAGGUGGCAUUUAAUAUGGAUACAUUUAACCAGCAGAACUAUACUAUAUACAAGUAAUAUUUGCGUACUUAAAUUGACACUUAAUUUGUCGCAUUCUAUGAGGAAUGUUGUUUUUACUCAACAAGGGCAGUUCACAUCGAAAGUGUUUUUCCAUCCCUUCGCGUAACAGUGUAAACAAACGUUAGAACGACGACGCGUUUUGUUUUUUGACGUCGUGUCACGUUUAAGAAAACUUCAUGUCUUAAAAACGCGUCUCGACACACCUGCGUUCUUUUCUAUUCGUUGGGCUGCGUCUGGCUUUUCUGAAUGGCCCCUAAUACAUGCCACGAGUCACUCACGAGAAUUUUAAGGUGAACGUUUCCCCUCAGUAGUACUACAAUAGCGCAACACUUACUGCGAAUAAACAAACAAAAUUGGGCGUGUCAGGGGAUGUUGGUGUCGGUGCUGUCCAGACUGGUCCGUAAAUGCGUGCGUUUGUGUCCACUCUUCUUCUUGCCACGCCCCCCGAUGAUGAGCAUGUCAGGACUUGUUAUGAGAUUGGCAGAAGAAGGCGUGGCCUCAGCGAGCGCUUCACGCGAGUGAAAGCAACUUGCUGUCAUCAUCGCCGCGCGGCUAACCCUAACCCUGGAAUAACAACUACUACUGACUUCAGAACCAAAUAUUUAAAGGCUGUAUAUGGUAUGGCCCGACCAGAGAUGGAAAGCAGGGUGGGCGACCGCAACCCUGGUGCUCCACAGAGCUGCAGGAUGGAGGUGCUAUGUCAGGAUGCCUGGCAGAGUGGCAGUACCUUCCAGCCCCACCACCGGCACCGCACCAUUGCCACUCAGACCAGCACUGUAUCUGUACCACUACCCCACAUCCCCACACAAGAUGCCUUCAUCUCAGCCAGUGUCCAACAACAGGACAAUCCACUCAGGGAAAAUACAGGUACAGAACAGGAACUCAGAGAAAGACAGCAACACCUGCCUGAUCAACAAUCAGACAACCAGAGCUCCUCAGAAGACUCAAUGUCCAGCAGUGGUGACGACAAUCUCAGACUGGAGGAGCAGGCGGUAGAGAGGGUGGCUACACAACUGAGGACCAUUGGAGACGAGAUGAAUGCUGUUUUACUUCAGAGGAACGCUGCCCCACGAUGGCAAAACUGGAGGGGUCUAUACCGCGGGCUCGUUGCAUUCGUCGCUGACACCAUCAAUGCGUUCUACCAGCAUGGGCUCAGAUAAAAAAACGGUUUGAAGUCACAGGAAGAGUGCAGGCGCUCUUAAAACACUGUUUCUGCUCGGGGACUUUUCUGCAGGAUCGGAUAUCCAUUUUUUGUUUCUUUAUCUGUGAUUUUUUUUUUGUUUGUUUGUUUUUGUAUAUUUUGUAUAUCAGUUUUCUAUCUUUAUCCGAUGGAUUUUGAUGUAGUAUAGUGACUGAAGUGUCCCAGUUUAGACAUCAGUAGGUGGAGUGUGUGCCUGUGUCUGUCUCUGAUACAUGUGAAGCACAGUCAGUAGGGUUCUCAGUUUGACACGGCUGUUGUUGUCAGCGCAUUUGCGUACUCCUUUGCAUCUUUGAAUACUGUGCUGAGAGGUUGCAUUAAGCUGGGUUGCACUCAAGCAAAGAGAUUGAUUCGAUUUGCGUAGUGCCUCAGGCCCAGAAGUACUUUAUCUGUUAUGGGUUCUCCUCUUAGCUGCCUUACAGGAGCAAUAAUCGUGCAGCACUAUCAGUCACCAGUGGCGCAGGGCACGUGCCCGCACACCAUUAAUGGGAAACGGGUGAAAAUUGUCUAGACUAUCAAGAUAACGGUAUGCUUCUCUGAGUAAAGCACAUUUUAAUGGAGCAAAGUUGGAUUGUGCCUUGCUUGCAACCUUUUUGAGCCCCUUGUGUACUAUCUAAAGCAAUCAGGGACAAUCAAUGGAUGGUGUGAGGGUAAAGUGUCAGUGCCCUGUGGCCUCCUACCUGAUUUUACACUUUGGGACACAAAUUUGGCACGGAAAGGAAUAGUUCAUCCAAAAAUGAAAAAAAUAAAAAUAAAUAAAACUUCUGUCAUAAUUUACUCACUCUCAUGUUGUUCCAAACACAUUUCAUUUUCCUUCUUCCAUUGAACACUAAUGGAAACAUUAAGCAGAAUUAUAGCUUCAGUCAGCAUUCACUUUCAAUGCAUCUUUUUUCCAUACAUUGAACGUGAUUGGUGGCCAAAGCUAACAUUCGGCCUAAUAUCUCCUUUCAACAAAAAAAAAGGAAGUCAAACGGGCUUGGAACAACAUGAGGAUGAGUAGUAAAUGAUCACAGAAGAUUCAUUUCUAGAUUAACUAUUCCUUUAAUUCAAAGAUUGGUCACCUCCAAUGGAGGUACUUGUUGGAAAUCCAGACCACUAGUUUAUGAAAUGGCUGGUUCGCAGUGUUAAUAUUUGUUUGGAUUACACGUGUACAUAUAUUUGUGAGAAAAGGACAAAAGAUAGAAGGAAAUAGGAGUUCUCUUUCUUAUGUGGUGUGUAUAUUUUGAUGAAAUGCAAUGACCUAAAAGUACUUUAAUUUCCUUUUUCAAAAGAGUAAGAACAGUUUGUUGUUCUUCAUUUAUUUGGACCAACACUGGGUCACAAUUAUUGUUCUAAAAAUCCAGUCGAUUUCUUCCUAUUUGCAAAUUUAUUGACAGUUGAAUAUCUGAAGUCCUGUAAAGUUCUAAAAAAUCCCAGUUACCACAUGCGUAUAGAAGUCUCAGAAAAGCACAGUCUAAUUUAUUUUGUUUGUCCAUUUGUACGUUUGGUUAUUUCGAUGAAAUACUCCUUAAUCUUUUACAAUGAUCAAGUGGAUUAAAUAAGCAUGGAGAUAUACAUAACUGUCAUGUUCUAUGGACCAAAUAUCUCUAACUUUUUGUGAACAUUCCCCUAAACAAGUUUGUGAAUAACAGCACACUCAAUUCUCUUCUGUUAUCAUUUGUCUAAAAUAGGAUCAGACUAAUGUAAAAAAACAAAGAAAAAACAACAACAACUGAGCCAAACUAGAAUCAUACUUGAACAGAUAUGUUCUAAAUGAAUCAAUGUGAGGGUGGUCCGUUGUUUUCAGAUACAGUUUUCUCAGAUGCCUUUAACUGGAUCACCUUUACACAGUCAUAACACUGCUAUGGCUUUCAAGUACUUCCACAAAAAACUAAUUAGAUAAAACUGUGGGCAAUCAACUAAUCUAACCACUCGGUUUUGUUUUUAUGGCAUUAUGUGGACCAGAGAUGUCCAUCCUGUGUUUGCCUAACUCAUCACUUCCUGUGUCAAACAAUUGUGUGGUCUGCUUCCUGUGACCACUCAUUGAUACCUGUGUUUCUGCUAAAGCCCCUCAUCGGGGAAAGGCCUUACGUGUACUGUGAAAUCCACACUACUCUCAAGCUCAUGUCAGACUCAUUUUCUAGCUUUGUACUUUUGCCAUAUUGAUUUUUGUAUGUAAAAGUUUCUAAAUGAAUUUUGUAUAGUUUUUUCCUUGCCAUUUUCAAUAAAUA
This is a messenger RNA of Xyrauchen texanus (razorback sucker), 3624 nucleotides long. RefSeq lists its product as uncharacterized. Gene Ontology annotation, biological process: positive regulation of apoptotic process; intrinsic apoptotic signaling pathway; positive regulation of release of cytochrome c from mitochondria. The record is from RefSeq and is a predicted model, not a curated record. The transcript has 4 exons. Gene Ontology annotation, cellular component: mitochondrion. Lineage: Eukaryota; Metazoa; Chordata; Actinopteri; Cypriniformes; Catostomidae. The coding region runs from base 621 to 1376 and encodes 251 amino acids.